Molecule: messenger RNA, 2709 nt
Organism: Talaromyces atroroseus
Lineage: Eukaryota; Fungi; Ascomycota; Eurotiomycetes; Eurotiales; Trichocomaceae
Exons: 10
Coding region: 1-2709 (902 amino acids)
Biological process (GO): phosphatidylinositol biosynthetic process; positive regulation of kinase activity
Cellular component (GO): PAS complex; endosome membrane; fungal-type vacuole membrane
Source: RefSeq, a predicted model, not a curated record
AUGGAUCAGUCGGUUCAGCGCUUGUUGAAUGACAAGCUCUACGACAAGAGGAAACAAGGUGCUCUGGAGCUCGAAAAGAUCGUCCGCGACGCAACAAUAAAAGGAGAACAUGACACGAUCCAGGAGAUCGUAGAUCAGCUAUGCCAUGACUACGCUUACGCUGUUCACCAGCCCCAUGCUCGCAAUGGAGGACUCAUCGGUUUAGCUGCGGCCUCAAUUGCGUUAGGAUCGGAAGGCGUGGCUCCUUACUUACAAGAAAUCGUUCCUCCAGUCCUCGCAUGUUUUUCCGAUCAGGAUGCAAGAGUGAGAUACUAUGCCUGCGAGAGCAUGUACAAUAUUGCCAAAGUCGCUAAGGGAGAGAUUUUACCUUUUUUCAACGAUAUCUUUGAUGCGCUUUGCAAGCUUGCCUCUGACUCCGAACUGUCGGUCAAAAAUGGUGCGGAACUUCUCGAUCGCUUAGUCAAAGAUAUCGUUGCCGAAUCAGCUGCGUCGUACGUUUCCGUGUUGCAACUUGGGGAAAAGCCUUUGCAAGACCUGGACCAUGGGAGAGAUAUAGAGGAAGCAUCUAUGGAUCUUCCCACUGCAUUCUCGCUUUCUAUGUUUAUACCGCUACUGCAAGAACGUAUACAUGUUCUCAACCCAUUUACUCGAACAUUCCUCGUCUCGUGGUUGACUCUACUCGAUACGGUUCCUGACUUGGAACUAGUUUGCUAUCUGCCAGCAUUUUUAGGAGGCCUGAUAAAGUUCUUGGGCGAUCCCAACAAGGAUGUGAAUGUUGCUACCCAGGGUCUUUUGGAAAGAUUUCUAUCAGAAAUCAAGAGAAUCGCGCGCAUCAAGAAAGGCAUUGCUGAAAGCAAGAAGAGUAAGGAUGAGAUUGUCGUACCAGCCACUAGUGAACAUACCAGCACUACUACUGGUCACAGCGAGGAAGUAGAGGAGAGCGACAAUGCUGUGGCGGAUUCAGUGUCUGUUGAUGCCGACGAUGAUGACCACAGCAUCGCUGCUGACGGCGAUUGGGUCCCUGGGCAAGACGCAAAUGUAGAUUAUCCAAAGAUACUUGAAAUACUCGUGGGGUUUGUGGAUACAACAUAUGAGGAGGAAAUGCAACUGACUGCACUGCGAUGGAUUGACGCUUUCUUUGAAAUUAGCCCAGAGGAUAUACUUCAGUUCGUUCCGGCGCUUUUAAUUCAGGUUCUUCCGGCAAUAUCAAGUGGGUCGGAUCAAGUACGGCAGGCGGCGACGAGAGUGAAUACCUCACUCAUGGAAUACAUUGUCUCUCUUUCAGAUGAUACACCUGAAAGCUAUCAAGCAACUACGUCAAAGGGUGCACCGACGUCGACAAAAGAAGGAGAAGAGAGAAGAGCUUCUGUGCAAAGUGGAAAGCCCUCUCUUGAAAAUCACAACAGUGAUGGCCCUUCUUCUAGUCCACCAUCAGACCUGGAUUAUGCAGCUGCGGUCAAUUCUCUGACCCUCCAAUUCCUAAAUGAAAAUGAGGGCACAAGAGUUGCUGCUCUCUCAUGGCUAAUCAUGCUUCAUCGGAAAGCACCUCGCAAGGUUCUAGCCUUUAACGAUGGCACGUUUCCUGCGCUCCUCAAGACAUUGUCAGACCCAGCCGAGGUGGUGGUUACCAAGGAUCUCCAGCUUCUUUCUCAAAUAUCGCGAAACAGCGAAGAUGGAUACUUCACGUCUUUCAUGAUCAAUCUCUUACAGCUCUUUUCUACCGAUAGGAAACUUCUCGAAGUCCGUGGUAAUCUGAUCAUUCGGCAACUUUGCAUGAACUUGAGUCCAGAACGUAUCUAUCGCACAUUAGCAGACUGCUUAGAGAAAGAAGAGGACAUAGAAUUUGCUAGUAUAAUGGUGCAAAAUCUCAACAAUAACUUAAUUACAGCUCCAGAACUCUCCGAUCUGAGAAAGCGACUUCGGAGCCUGGAUAGCAGAGAAGGGCAGACAUUGUUCGUUGCACUUUUCCGGUCAUGGUGCCACAACGCUGUUUCCACUUUCUCUCUCUGCUUGCUAGCACAGGCUUACGAGCAGGCUUAUAAUCUUCUUCAAAUCUUCGCGGAAUUAGAGAUGACAGUAAAUAUGUUGAUCCAGAUCGAUAAGCUGGUGCAGCUUCUGGAGUCCCCUGUUUUCACAUAUCUCCGAUUGCAGCUUUUGGAACCUGACAGAUAUCCAUACUUGUAUAAAUGCUUGUAUGGUGUCCUGAUGCUUCUCCCCCAAAGCUCAGCUUUUGCCGCUUUGAAGAACCGUCUCAAUAGUGUCAGCAAUAUUGGCCUACUACAAGGCCCACGUCCGCCUGCUGCUGGCUCUUACGAACGGUCUACAGCAGGAAGUCGCUUGAAAACCCGCGAAGACAGCUCCGUAAGGUGGGUGGAGCUUCUCGACAAGUUCAAGAACGUCCAAGAGAAGGCGAAACGGCACCAACGAGCCUCACAGCGGCAGUUUGAACAGGAUUCAACCGGGACUAUACAGAAACAUCCUUCACUGAUCGGUGCGUUAUCUCUAGCUGCUGCUACUGAUCAACAAGGCGGCAGAGAAAAAGUUUUUCCCGAUGUGCCUAAGAGUGGCUUUGGCAACACAGGACUAGGGAUAUCUGGUCGUGGGCCAGAGGGUCGAGAUGGUCGGUCUACUCCGACGUCUGCCAACAAAAGCAGGUCUAGUUUAAGUCAUCUAGGCCGACUGGGUAUUGGGGGUAAGAAGAAGCAUUGA